AUCUGCGUGACAGCUGGCGACACGUUGGCCGCUUUUAUGCAAAUGUGAACAUUACGGUUCUUGAAUGUACGAUGCACAAGUUUGUUGUCGUCUAUUAUUACUAUUGACGUUCGACACGUCGACGAAUGCAUGCCGUCGAGCCGGCUUUGCGUUAUCUCGAUUUCUUUCUUACUACGAGAGUUUUUAGAUAUAUAACUUGCAAAAGAUGAGGAUUGUACAGUUUAGAAGAAAUCGCUUGUUUCAUAUACUCAUUGGCAGUACAUUGAUGUUGCUACUUUUAUACAUUCUUUUUAGUUUCUCUUCGGACAAUCAUGUGAACAAUAUAAAAGAAUGGGCACAAGGUCUUACACAGAAACAGGUACCAGUGUUUGUAGAAGGUUUAGGAAAUUACGAGCCACGCGAUGUACCAGUUAGAUCUGGUCCUGGAGAAAAUGGUAAACCACAUAUUUUAAGGGACGAUCAAUUAAAUGACGUUCAACAAUCAGAAUCUGAUUAUGGCAUGAACAUGGUGUGUUCUGAUGAAAUCUCAUUGUCAAGAUCGAUCCCAGAUACUAGGCCAGCAGAAUGUAAACAUUGGAAUUAUCCAGAAGAAUUACCACGCACUAGUGUCAUUAUAGUUUUCCAUAAUGAGGGCUGGUCAGUUUUAUUACGAACAAUUCAUAGUGUUAUUAAUCGCACUCCAUCAAAAUUUUUAGAGGAGAUCCUUCUUGUUGAUGACUUCUCUGAUAAAGAAAAUUUAAAGGGUGACCUAGAUUCCUAUAUUGAACAAUGGAAUGGAAAAGUUAGAUUACUUAGAAACUAUGAGAGACAAGGUUUAAUACGGACACGAUCUCGAGGAGCGCGUGAUGCCAAGGGUGAAGUAAUAGUAUUUUUAGAUGCUCAUUGUGAAGUCAAUGUCAAUUGGUUGCCACCACUCUUAGCACCAAUUGCUGAAAAUAGGAAUGUAAUGACAGUUCCUGUGAUAGAUGGCAUUGAUCAUAAAACAUUUGAGUACCGUCCUGUGUAUCAAGAAGGUCACUUGUACAGAGGAAUUUUCGAGUGGGGCAUGUUAUACAAAGAGAACGAAUUACCCAGACGGGAAGCCAAAACACGUGCAUAUGACAGUAUGCCGUACAGAUCACCUACACACGCUGGUGGUUUAUUUGCCAUAAAUCGACAAUACUUUUUGUCACUGGGUGGAUACGACGAGGGAUUACUCGUUUGGGGAGGGGAAAACUUUGAACUGUCAUUCAAGAUAUGGCAGUGUGGCGGAAGUAUUUUGUGGGUACCGUGCUCACAUGUAGGACAUGUUUACCGAGGAUUUAUGCCUUAUACGUUUGGUAAACUUGCUCAAAAGAAAAAAGGACCGUUGAUAACUAUCAAUUAUAAACGAGUUAUAGAAACAUGGUUCGACGAGAAACAUAAGGAAUUUUUUUAUACCAGAGAACCAUUGGCUCGAUUGCUCGAUCACGGCGAUAUAUCCGAGCAAUUGGCCUUCAAAGAACGAAAGAAAUGUAAAAACUUUCAAUGGUACAUGGAUAAUGUGGCCUAUGAUGUAUUGGACAAAUUUCCAGAAUUGCCACCAAAUAUACAUUGGGGAGAGUUGCGAAAUGUGGCAACUGGAUCAUGUUUGGAUACUAUGGGUCAUGCACCACCAAGUCUUAUGGCUACUUCCCACUGUCAUGGCUUUGGAAACAAUCAGCUUAUACGGUUGAAUGCGAAAGGUCAAUUGGGUAUUGGUGAAAGAUGUGUUGAAGCAGAUGGUCAAGGUAUAAAAUACGCAUUUUGUCGUUUAGGAACUGCAGAUGGUCCAUGGCAAUAUGAUGAAAAAACAAAAACUCUGUUACAUAGAGUACAUAAAAAGUGUAUGGCACUUCAUCCCCAAACUCAACAGUUAUCUCUAAUGCUAUGCGACAUAAACAAUACUUAUCAGCAAUGGAAUUUUCAUCAAAUCCAUCCACGAUGGUAAUAUAAAACAGAAAAAUUUAUAAAAUCUGUUUUGCUUAUCAAAAUGUGAUUGUACAUUGUUCGAUAAGUUGUGCACAGAUUUUUGCAAAGAGUGUGCAAUUUAUAUUUUUAGUAAUAUAUAAUGCAGGAUGAUUUGACAUAUGUUUGCUGACAUUGUUUACUAAUUUAUUAUACAUAUGUUAGAGAGUGAUAUACAUAAAUAAC
Molecule: messenger RNA, 2151 nt
Organism: Camponotus floridanus (Florida carpenter ant)
Lineage: Eukaryota; Metazoa; Arthropoda; Insecta; Hymenoptera; Formicidae
Gene: Pgant7
Product: N-acetylgalactosaminyltransferase 7
Exons: 11
Coding region: 206-1948 (580 amino acids)
Cellular component (GO): Golgi apparatus
Source: RefSeq, a predicted model, not a curated record